Molecule: messenger RNA, 1705 nt
Organism: Owenia fusiformis
Lineage: Eukaryota; Metazoa; Annelida; Polychaeta; Sabellida; Oweniidae
Source: the annotation of a GenBank genome assembly
CGAGUCAUAUGCUUUCAUUUUCGUUAUUUUGCUCUUUAACCUUCUGAAUCAACGGCAGAGAAGGUAAUCACAAGUUCACAGAAUCAAGAAUGGAAGCAACUAAAAUAAUUGUUGUUGCCAUAGUAGCCGCUUUGUCUGUGUGCUACUGCCAAUGCAAGUCAAGGGAGGAAUGGAAGACAAGGAUCAUUUACCAGCUUCUUACGGAUAGAUUUUCUAACGAUAAUUCCAAUGAUGGGGCGUGUGGAGGUUCAAACUACUGCGGUGGCACCUUCCGAGGAGUGACCAAUAAGUUAGACUACCUACAAGGACUGGGUAUAACUGCAAUCUGGAUAUCCCCUGUGGUAGAGAACACUGAUGGCGGUUACCAUGGCUACUGGGCCAAGGAUCUUUACGCCAUUAACUCUCAUUUCGGUAGCGCAGACGACUUGAAGAAUCUUGUCAGCGAGUGUCAUAAAAGAGAUAUAUGGGUCAUGGUUGAUGUGGUUGCAAACCAUGUGGGCUAUCCUAAUGGAUGUCCCGGAUGUUCCAUGCAGCAAGAGACAGACUUUUCUGGUUUCCCACAAUUCAAUCACACGGAACAUUACCACAAUUAUUGUGAUAUCAAAGACUGGAGUAAUCAACCUGAGGUGGAAAACUGUCGACUUGCCCAACUACCCGAUCUAGCCCAAGAGAAUAGUUAUGUGAGACAGACACUAAAAGAUUGGAUCCACAACCUUGUACAGGACUACAACUUUGAUGGAAUACGUAUUGAUACUAUACCCGAGGUUCCUAAGGAUUUCUGGAGUGAGUUCGGACAAGCUUCUGGUGUGUUUCAAAUUGGAGAAGUUGAUAACGGGGACCCCCACUAUGUGUCGCAGUACCAGGGUCCGCUUACUGCUACCCUGAACUACCCCAUGUAUUGGAAACUUAGAAAUGUGUUCCAAGAGAAGCAGUCCUGUAAGAUUAUUAGUAGUGGACUACAUGACGUGGAUACACUAUUCAAAGACCCAAGCGUUCUUGGAGGUUUCCUUGACAACCACGACAACCCUCGAUUCCUGAAUAUUAACAGUGACUGGACUGCACUGAAAAAUGCACUCGCCUAUAAUCUUAUGGCAAAGUGGAUUCCAAUCGUAUAUUACGGCACAGAACAAGGGUAUACUGGUGGGAAUGACCCGGGGAACAGGGGUUCCCUCUGGCCAAACUUCAACAAGGAACACCAAAUAUACAAGUUUAUUUCUAUUGUUACAUACAUGCGAAAUACUCUCGGAGAUGACUUUAUUUCUUCCAACCAGAACGAGAGAUGGGCGGAUGAUCAAUUCUACGCUUUCACCAGAUGUUCGGGAGAGAAGGUUUUGAUUGCCCUUACAAACCAGGGAUCUGGUGCAUCAUUACAGCGUACGAUUCCCAACUUGCCUUAUAAAAACGGACAAGAGUUGACAAAUGUGUUUGACUCCAAUGAUCAAAUCACUGCAAACAAUGGACAAGUGACUGUGUCAAUACAGAACGGCCAACCUAAAAUAUACACAGUCAAUAGCUCCAUGCGUUUUGGAGACUUAGAGAACAAUUCUGACGAUGAUCCUAAGUUCGGUACCAUUAUGGGAGGAGUUAUUGGAGGUGCAUUAGGACUUGUAGCCAUGGUGAUCGUUGUGGUUGUCAUAAGACACAAACGUUCUAAGAAUAACAAUUAUGAGGCAAUUUAGAGGCAACUGAGAGUAUUCUCCCGGAC